Rhodotorula graminis WP1 is the source of this 632-nucleotide messenger RNA. RefSeq lists its product as uncharacterized. The record is from RefSeq and is a predicted model, not a curated record. Bases 1 to 567 code for a protein of 188 amino acids. Lineage: Eukaryota; Fungi; Basidiomycota; Microbotryomycetes; Sporidiobolales; Sporidiobolaceae. The transcript has 4 exons.
AUGGCUGACGACCGCUUCUCGUACCUCAACCUCGCGUCGUCUGCGAGCCAUCACCUCGUCGACGAGGACGACGAGCGCCAAGGGUGGGACUUGCCAGACGACGACAUCCGCGUCCCGCUCCACCUCCUCCCUCCUUACCAGGACGAGGAGGACGACGCCGUCCUCCCCUCGCAGGCGCACCCCUCGUACCCGUACGGCAACCCCUACAAGCCCCACCUCUCGUCGACCCUGCGCCGCGGGCCGUCGUCCCUCGCCCGCCCCUCGUCCUCCUCGACCGACCCCUCGACGCACGCCGCCUCGCUCGCGACCUCGCUCCCGGCCCUCGAGCUGCGCGACCUGUACGAGCGCACGACGUUCGGCGACGCGCCCGAGCGCACCUGGCAAGAGCUGCACCUCGGCGGCCUGUUUGGCAAGCGCACGAGGCCAGAGAGGGACGAGGACGAGGACGAGCGCGACACGCAUGGCGAUGCCGGACCGCCGGCGGGACAGAACGCCGGAGAUGCGCCAGAGGACGACAGCGAGGGCGACUUGGACGAGGGGUCGCAGGACGGCGUCGUCGUGCAGUAGAGCUCUCUUUGUCUCUCUCUCUCUCAGUCUUUGCUUGUUGUCAAUCAUAAAGUGCACGUCUAUCG